AGCUAUAACAACGAUGGUGUCAUGGCGGUCAUCCGAGCGGCUGAAGCCAAACGAUCUCCUGCCCUUAUUGAAAUCUUUCCGUGGACGAUGCAUUUUCAAGGCCCCCACUUUGUCAAAUACAUCGUGGAAGCGGCUCACGCAGCCUCGGUUCCGAUCGGGGUUCAUCUCGAUCAUUGUAUGGACCCAGCCGAUGUUAAGCAGGCCUUGAGCUUGCCCAUUGACUCCAUUAUGGUGGAUGCUUCAAGACUAGAGCCAGAAGACAACAUUCGCUAUUGUCGGGAGAUCACAGAGUUGGCUAAAGCCCAAGGCAUCACCGUGGAAGCAGAAAUGGGCCGUAUCAACGGCGGAGAGGACGGCAUCCCGGACGCGGGUCACCUAGAAGAGAUUUUGACCGAUCCUCAACACGCAGCAGAUUUCACACAGCGAACUGGUGUCCAUUUUCUGGCGCCCUCCUUUGGCAAUAUUCACGGACCCUACCCUGAAGGCGGCUCUGAGAGAUAUUGGCAACUUGAUAGGCUCAAGUCAAUUGCCGACGCCAUUGGGCCCUCAGUCCCGCUAGUUAUCCACGGGACACACCCCGUGCCGGAUUGGCUUUUCCGUAAGGCCAUCGACACCGGCGCUCGUAAGAUCAACAUCAAUCGGAAUGCGCGGGACGAAUACACCAAGUUUGUUGCUGAAAACGCGGGACGCCUUGAGCUCACGGCUUUGAAAGAGCAGUCAGUGGCUAUCUAUCAGAAAUCCGUCGAAUCCUUGAUGGAUGUCCUUGGUUCGUCUGGCAGGGCUCCAUAG
Molecule: messenger RNA, 789 nt
Organism: Aspergillus aculeatus ATCC 16872
Lineage: Eukaryota; Fungi; Ascomycota; Eurotiomycetes; Eurotiales; Aspergillaceae
Product: class II fructose-bisphosphate aldolase
Exons: 2
Coding region: 22-789 (255 amino acids)
Biological process (GO): carbohydrate metabolic process
Molecular function (GO): zinc ion binding; aldehyde-lyase activity
Source: RefSeq, a predicted model, not a curated record